UAAAGCUUCAGCGCACUGUCCCGCAGUCACACUGGAACACUGAGUCAUUGUUCUUCAGCUAGCUGUCUAGGAAAGGCCCUGGAUAUGGCUACGUCUAUACUUGGGGAAGAGCCUCGGUUUGGAACUACCCCUUUAGCGAUGCUGGCUGCGACCUGCAACAAAAUUGGCAACACCAGUCCCCUCACGACUCUCCCCGACUCCAGUGCGUUCUCCAAAGGCGGAUUUCACCCUUGGAAGAGAUCCUCGUCGAGCUGCAAUUUAGGCUCCAGCCUGCCCGGAUUCACAGUCGCCACAAGCCGAAGCACCUCCGGACUAACGACCACCACCGGCACGGGCAACAGCGCGUUCUGCCUGGCCUCGACCUCUCCGACCUCGUCGGCUUUCUCCGCCGAAUACAGCAGCUUGUUCUCCAACACAACCAGCGUUUCUUCGCAGGACUCAGGACAGUCUGCGUUCAUUUCCAAAGUUCACUCUUCUGCAGACACUUUAUACCCGCGCGUCGGCAUGGCGCACCCGUACGAAUCCUGGUACAAGUCCGGCUUUCACUCCACCAUUUCGGGCGAUGUGGCCAACGGGGCGUCCACGUGGUGGGACGUGCACACAAACCCAGGCUCGUGGCUCGAAGUGCAAAAUCCAGCAGGCACUUUGCAAAGUUCGCUGCACUCCGGGACCCCCCAAGCAAUCCACUCCCAGCUAAGCGGCUACAACCCGGACUUCUCCAGCCUCACGCACUCCGCGUUUAGCUCCACCGGCAUCAGCCCCACCGCGUCUCACCUCCUUUCCACUAGUCAACACCUGUUGACGCAGGAGGGGUUCAAAACUGUGAUUCCCACAUACACGGACGCGUCAGCCACGAAUGCCAUGAUAUCAGGCGCCAGCUCUGGCAUCGGAACUUCAUCCAGAUCCUCCAGGAGAUACUCCGGGCGGGCCACAUGCGACUGCCCGAACUGCCAAGAGGCGGAGCGGCUCGGGCCUGCAGGCGCCAGCCUGCGGAGAAAAGGACUUCAUAGCUGUCACAUCCCGGGGUGCGGGAAAGUCUACGGGAAAACAUCUCACCUCAAAGCGCAUCUGAGGUGGCACACCGGUGAGAGGCCCUUUGUGUGCAACUGGCUUUUUUGCGGUAAAAGAUUCACCAGAUCCGACGAGCUCCAGAGGCACCUGCGCACCCACACCGGGGAGAAGAGGUUUGCGUGCCCGGUGUGCAACAAGCGCUUCAUGAGGAGCGACCACUUGAGCAAACACAUCAAAACACACACCGCUGGAGGCGGAGGCAAAAAGGGAAGCGACAGCGACACCGACACCAGCAACCUGGAGACCCCCAGGUCCGAGUCGCCCGAACUGAUUUUGGAGGGUGUAAACCCGCGGGUCACGGUCAAAGAUCAGUCUCCGCACCACGAGUCCUGAGCACGAUUUUACGACAAUGACCUCAAAGCGGUUGUUUCUCUCUCCCCCUCUCUCUCUCUCCAAGGUGAAUCAAGAAAAGGAAACGGGUCUGGAGUAUGUGACAUUUCUUUAGACUUUUGCAUUGGAAAGAGUGAAUUCAGUGCAACACUGGCUAUAUUUCUGCUCCGCACAGACAAACACCUCACCUUCCAGGACGAUUCAAAGUCUCGGAAAGGCACAAUAACAGUGGACACUCGGUGUGGAAUCAGUGCGCAAAAGAGGAACUAAAUAGCCUAGCUUCGGCUGAGCUAACUGUGUACAUAUAUCCACAAAAAUAUCAUGUUAUUUUUUUUCUCCUCCUGUAAAUGUUACUUAUGACUGUUUUGUGGUGGAUCCUGAAAUUCAGGGAAUUUUCUUUCCUUUCGACGCACUUUGUGGAUGUCAGUAUGUAUGUUACACAGCUAUUUAAAAUUCAUUUAACCUUUCCUUUACCAGGCUUAAAAAAAAUAUAUAAAUGUUUAAUUGUAUAAAGUCACGCUUAUAAGGCUUUCAUUUUGUAAUUAAAGGGAUUUAAAAUCGAAA
Messenger RNA from Danio aesculapii, 1965 nucleotides. It is a transcript of the gene sp9, whose product is annotated as sp9 transcription factor. Gene Ontology annotation, biological process: regulation of transcription by RNA polymerase II. Bases 85 to 1404 code for a protein of 439 amino acids. Lineage: Eukaryota; Metazoa; Chordata; Actinopteri; Cypriniformes; Danionidae. Gene Ontology annotation, molecular function: RNA polymerase II cis-regulatory region sequence-specific DNA binding; DNA-binding transcription factor activity, RNA polymerase II-specific. The transcript has 2 exons. The record is from RefSeq and is a predicted model, not a curated record.